Molecule: messenger RNA, 768 nt
Organism: Stegodyphus dumicola
Lineage: Eukaryota; Metazoa; Arthropoda; Arachnida; Araneae; Eresidae
Source: RefSeq, a predicted model, not a curated record
AUGGGACUCCGGUCUAACCUUUAUUCCUCAUAUACAAGACCUUCGUGUGUUAAAACAUCUCGAAUAGCGAGAACAGCGCGCCAAUUUCAGGGCAAGAAUUGGGGUCAGAGCCCCCAUUUUCAGAAACUGUUAUAUCUCACAGUUGCAGAGAAAAUCGCAUUAUAUGCAGCCCCAAUCUGGGCAAACCCAAUGGGAGCCAGGAAAAUCCGUCAACUAUCAGCCUUGCAAAGACCUUUUGCGAUAAACCUAUGCAAAGCAUAUCGAACUACAGCCACAAAUGCAGCACAGGUACUAGCUGGUAUCAUACCACUGCAUAUCAAAGCCUUAAUGGAAUCUGCAUAUGCCCAACUGAUCCACUUGCGCCGAGAUGCGACAUUUGGAAACACUACCUAUAGCCCAGUCCAAUAUGAGCAUCGGGGCGACGUAUUGCGUACACAUCCCUCAAUAAAAGGGACAGGCAUACGCACAGUUAAAUCCAACUGCCUUCAUCGAGACACCCUCACGAAGAUAUACACGGAUGGCUCGAAGCAUGAACAUGGAGUAGGUAGUGCCUUUAUACACUAUGAUGGUUCCAACACCGAAUACACAUGGAAAGGACAUCUGAAACCGGAAAACAGCGUCUUUCAGGCGGAAGGAAGUUACUGCUCUCACAGCAGCGGUACAGCAUAUACUCAACAACAAUAUACAGGCAGCUACCAUAUACACGGACAGCCUUUCAGCAAUAAAUGCAAUAGAAAAUCAACACCAUGUAUCGCCGAGCAUCAUUAA